Molecule: messenger RNA, 408 nt
Organism: Prunus armeniaca (apricot)
Lineage: Eukaryota; Viridiplantae; Streptophyta; Magnoliopsida; Rosales; Rosaceae
Source: the annotation of a GenBank genome assembly
AUGAAAGUGCUAAAGGGGUAUGUUCAGAACCGUAAUCAUCCUGAAAGUUGCAUUGCUGAGCUGUAUAUAGCUGAAAAAGCUGUAGAGUUUUGCACCGAGCAUUUAUCUGAUGUUAGUACAGUUGGGGUGCCAUCAAGCCAGAAGAUGGGACUUUCAAAGCCCUUAUCAGGUUGCAUAGUGAGUUUAGUUUAUCGGAACUUGUUGAAUCAGGCACAUCUAUAUCUCUUGGAGAAUACGGAGGAAGUUCUACCUUAUAUCGAAGAACAUAUGAUCCACAUCAAGACCACUUAUCCAAUAUUUAGAAAGAGAAUAAAGUGGCUACAAGAUAAGCACAUUACCACUUUCAUUCAAUGGCUACGCUUUAAGUUGGUUUCUCCUAAUUCAUUCGAUAUCCCCUCUCGGGCUUAA